Messenger RNA from Saimiri boliviensis boliviensis (Bolivian squirrel monkey), 1017 nucleotides. Lineage: Eukaryota; Metazoa; Chordata; Mammalia; Primates; Cebidae. The record is from RefSeq and is a predicted model, not a curated record.
CUGACUGGCCCACAGCUCUGACCUUCCUGUCCUAGAUGAGGAUUUGUCUUUCUCUGCCACAAGAGCGUGGGUGGCAACCAGACAGGGAUCACAGACGUCACCCUCCUGGGAUUCCAGUUUAGUCCAGCACUGGAGAUUCUCCUCUGUGGACUUUUCUCUGUCUUGUACACACUCACCCUGCUGGGGAAUGGGCUCAUCUUUGGGAUUAUCUGCCUGGACUCUAAGCUUCACACCCCUAUGUACUUCUUCCUCUCACAUCUUGCCAUUGUUGACAUGUCCUAUGCUUCCAGCAAUGUUCCCAAGAUGCUGAUGAAUCUUGUGAACAAGAAAGGAGCCAUCUCCUUUGUGUCAUGUAUAAUGCAGACAUUCUUGUAUUUGGCUUUUGCUCACAUAGAGUGUCUGAUUUUGAUAGUGAUGUCCUAUGAUCGCUAUGUGGCCAUCUCCCGCCCCCUACGUUACCAUGUCCUCAUGAGCUGGAGAGUGUGCUCUGUCCUGGCUGUGGCUUCCUGGGUGUUCAGCUUUUUCCUGGCUCUAGGCCAUUUAAUUCUCAUGCUGAGGCUGCCCUUCUGUGGGCCUCAUGAGAUCAACCACUUCUUCUGUGAAAUCCUGUCUGUUCUCAAGCUGGCUUGUGCCGACACUAGGCUCAACCAGGUGGUCAUCUUUGCAGCCUGUGUUUUCAUCCUGGUGGGGCCGCUGUGCCUGGUGCUGGUCUCCUACUGGCGCAUCCUGGCAGCCAUUCUGAGGAUCCAGUCCGGGGAGGGCCGCAGAAAGGCCUUCUCCACCUGCUUCUCCCACCUCUGCGUGGUGGGGCUCUUCUUUGGCAGUGCCAUCGUCAUGUACAUGGCCCCCAAGUCCCCCCAUCCUGAGGCACAGCAGAAAGUUCUUUCCCUGUUUUACAGUCUUUUCAACCUGAUGCUGAACCCCCUAAUCUACAGCCUGAGGAAUGCAGAGGUCAAGGGCGCCCUGAGGAGGGCACUGAGGAAAGACAAGCUUAUGUGAGACAUUUCAAAGGGAACC